UCAAGCGUGAAUAUGAAAGUCACCCUUUAAAUACAACUCCUUAGCUGCGCCUGGCUCAUCACCAUCAUCAUCAUCAAUCAAUCAUCAAAGCGAAGAAAUGUCAGAAAAGAAGGAACGUCGAAUUCUGGUGGCCGUCGACGAAGGAGAGGAGAGUAUGCACGCUCUCUCAUGGUGCCUCAACAAUCUGGUCCACCCAAACUCCGAUGAUACUCUCAUUCUGCUCUACUGCAAGGCACCUCGUCCUGUUUACACCGCCUUAGAUGGCGCCGGCGGAUAUUUGUUCUCUGCUGAUGUAUCGGCGGCCAUGGAGAGGUACAGCGACCAAGUGGCGGAUAGCGUGAUGGAGAAAGCAAAGAAGCUUUGUGCAAAUGCGCAGCAGCAGCAGGUGAAGGUGGAGACGAGGGUGGAGAAUGGGGACGCGAGGGACGCGAUCUGCGAGGCGGCGGAGAAGCUGGGGGCGGACGUGCUGGUGAUGGGAAGCCAUGGCUAUGGCGUCAUAAAGAGGGCCUUCCUUGGGAGUGUGAGCAACCACUGCGCUCAGAAAGCCAAGUGCCCUGUUCUCAUCGUCAAGAAGCCCAAAUCAUAAAUUCCUCCCUUCUUUCUUUCACUCCCUUGUAAAUUUCCAGUGCUGUAUUUGUAUACCUUGUAAAUUAAUAAAUCAGAUAAUUAAAAAAAGCUCUUUUUUUUCUUUCGCCAGCUGAAAAAAGCUCAUGUACGUUGCUACUUUUCUGCGGUAGUAUUUAUAAGGCAUUAUCA
Neltuma alba is the source of this 756-nucleotide messenger RNA. RefSeq names its product universal stress protein PHOS32-like. Bases 98 to 586 code for a protein of 162 amino acids. The transcript has 3 exons. The record is from RefSeq and is a predicted model, not a curated record. Lineage: Eukaryota; Viridiplantae; Streptophyta; Magnoliopsida; Fabales; Fabaceae.